Messenger RNA from Aureobasidium uvarum, 525 nucleotides. NCBI's taxonomy places the organism in Eukaryota, Fungi, Ascomycota, Dothideomycetes, Dothideales, Saccotheciaceae. The record is from the annotation of a GenBank genome assembly.
AUGUCUGGUAACAAGACUUUCAUCGUCGAGCAUCUCGAUCCUGAGCUCGAGCAAUGGUCGGCUCUCGAAUACAAGUGCAUCGCCAGAGAAACCGCAGCCUCAGGAUCCGCCUUCUACCUCACAUCUGUUCCUCACGAGCUCCAACUACCCGAAUCUCUCAAGAAUGUCUCUGAAUUGAAUGUCGAGCACCGUGGUAUUGAGGAGAUCUACGCGGACAAGAAGGACCGCGUCUGCUUGCUCGAUCCCGCCGCAACAAAGGAACUUAGUCCCGAGGAUGGCGACAACUUUGACAUCUUCCUCUUCGGUGGUAUCCUUGGAGACGACCCACCUAGAGCAGUGCGCACCACCAGAAUUGUGGUCCAAGAUCGCAUCGAGCUGGAGAAUAUCAAAUACGUUGAUCACCCGGAGAUCAAGGUCGACGAGCAUGAGAGCACUGAGAUGCCUUUCCGCUAUGUGCUUGACAAGGAUGGUAACCCCAUCUUCCCCGACAAGGACUCCGAGCGUGGUAUUGAUGACCUGCUGUAG